This is a messenger RNA of Bursaphelenchus xylophilus (pine wood nematode), 789 nucleotides long. The record is from the annotation of a GenBank genome assembly. NCBI's taxonomy places the organism in Eukaryota, Metazoa, Nematoda, Chromadorea, Rhabditida, Aphelenchoididae.
AUGAGUCUUCACAGUAAGGAUGUCAUCAAGAAAUGCACAGUCCGGAUUACCCUCCGUCUUCGGAACAAUCAGGACACUCGAAAGAAGCCCACUAUGAGAAGAGAAUCCACUUUGAGCACCAUCAGCGGGGAUUCCAAUCUUUCCAUGAGAUCCGAGGAUUACGAAGGUAAUUAUAAUACAUUCACAACAUAUUCAUGUGUCAAGGGGAUUAUAAAGAAAAGAAGCCAGGGAAUCUCGAAAAUGAUGAAAUUGUUGCGCAACGCUUCAAGUCAUUGUGAUUAUCAUAAAUAACAUAUUUGAUGACUGUUUUAGCUAACGUCCCGGACAUCAAUGAUGCCGAAGCCAUUUGUAUGGCCAGGAAUGCCCUCAAGCAUUAUUCCAACAAGUUUAAAUUGAACAUCCAUGCUGUUGAACAAUAUAAUGCCGAGAAGGCCAGAAGGUAUUCCAAAUUCAAUAUAAAUUUAAAUCUUCAAUCACUGAUUAUAGUGCCAGUACUGAUUCCCGUGGAUCCAGCAGUCGUUUGCGUUCUGAGGAAAGCUCCAAAUGCUCCCGAUAUUCUUCUUGUUUGGGCACCACCGUCAACACUUGCUCGCCCUUAUCCAUGGACAGUUAUGAAGCCAAUGAACGUGACUUUGAAGGAAAAGAAAAGGUAAUUCCUACCAACUUGAUCUUUGAUCCAGCUUUUCCAAGCCCUCUGCAUUUCACGUGUUUUAGGACAUUCCGAACCACUCGGAGCAUGGAAAAAAGACGAAGAAAUCAAAAAAAUUAAACAAUCCUGGUCUCCGAUAG